This is a messenger RNA of Phytomonas sp. EM1, 3039 nucleotides long. The record is from the annotation of a GenBank genome assembly. Lineage: Eukaryota; Euglenozoa; Kinetoplastea; Trypanosomatida; Trypanosomatidae.
AUGAACUCAGUGAGCACAACAAGGAAAGAUAAAUCAGGCCCCACAGCCGAAAGUAGUAAACCCAAGAAUCUCUUUUCCUCUAGCUCCUCGGAUGAAGAUGAAUUAGACCAUGAGCUGGCAUCGGCAGCCGCGCGAGAGAGGGCAAAGAAUCCUCACGCGGAACAGGGACGUGCGCGGAAACCUCAGACAAACCUCACUGAGGCACGCACGAAGGGGUCGAAGGAAAAGUCUGAACUGGAUACAAACUCCGAUGAUAGCGACGAAGAUGUUGACGAGAAACAGAGGGAAUGCACCGCACACCAUCCAUCUAAAGAUAAUUUGGGUAAAACAGCGACCGUAAAUGAUCGAGGGGAUGGCAACGCCAUCCGUAUCAACAAGGAAUACGCACGAAACUACGAGCAGGUCAAACGAAAGCAAGAACUCCAGCGACUUACAGAAAAGUACGGAGACCGGUUGGCGAGCUUGAAGGGCAACUCUCAAGACGCACAAGAUAGCGACCCCGACGCUGAAAGCAGCGAUCUCGAUGAAGAUGACAACGGCCUGCUGCUCACGGCGGAAAACGAGCUUGCCUUCGCGAAGUCCCUGCUGGCGAUCCGUAAAGCCAAUCUACGCAGCGGUGCGUCGAAAGACAAGAACGCGCCGAAGGCCGGAAACCAAAACGACUCCGCUGCGGAUUCUAAACGGAAUGAAGUAGACGCCGAGACCCAACGUGAAAUGACGGGGCGGGAUAUUCUACGAGAAUCGUUCUUUCCCAUCCCUGAAGAACAGAUCAAGCGAAACAACGAAAUCUUACUUGCCAAACUGGAGGAGCGAAAAAAGCAGCGAAAGGCGAAAUUCACCUUAGCGAAUGAGUACCGUCGCGCCAUUCAUCUAACCGCGGAGGACGCCUCACAAGACAAGGACGUCGAAGAUAACGGCAGUGGGCUGCGUAAGCUAAAGCCGCGCACGGCGGAGGAACGCGCCAUACGGGAUUCAUUUCUCAAAAGCGUAUCCGAAAGCACAGAAGCCUUCUCGGUGAAUAAGGUCCCUAGUCGUAGUGAGAACAACGGCCGUCGCGACGAGAAAGACAAAGAAGAGCUUCUCAUGCAAGAACGGAAUAAUUUGCUCGCUGAGGCCUUUGAUCUGGUGGAUGACAACAACGACAUCACGGAAAGCAGUGAAGAAGAAGAAGAGAUGGCGAACGGACAUGACCGGGAGGACGACGACGACGCGCAUAAAACCGAAUCCGUGAAGUUACAAGGUGAAGGCAAAAAAUCACAACUGCGAAAGAAAAUCAGGGAGGAGAGAUUCCUGAAGGAAUUUUUCAUCAAGGAGCUGUGGCGACUGGAGAACAACAAUGACGGUGACAGUGAAGACGCAGAAAAGGGUGAAGGCAAUAAAGGUCACUCCGCCGUGCUCGCAGAACUCGCGCAAGCAGAGGAGGAUGAAAACUUCUACAACGAGGCUGAGCUGUGGGAACGGGAAUACCAGACCGAAAAGUAUCGCCAUGAAGAAGACGGGGCAUACAUUGAGGCCUUUCCCCGGCCCAUUGGGGAGGCUGCCCAGGGUCUGCUGCGUAAACCCAACACCUCACGAAAAGACGCGCGGCAGCGACGGAAAGAACGCAUUGAGGCCGCUAAAGCCCAGCGCACUGAAGAACUCAAGCGCUUGAAGCAUCUCAAGCGUCUGGAAAUUGAUGAGCGGCGCGCCCUCAUUGCGGCUGUGGCUGGAUUGACUUCAAAGAAACACCCGACGCCUCAAAUAGAGGGAGAAGGCGAUAGGAACCUUAGCUUUGCCGAGGGAAGUGACGAGGAAGAGGGCAAAACACUCCAAAAGCUCACGUCGAUCUGGACGGACGAAGCCCUCAACGCACCGUUUGAUCCCGCGGAGUUUGACAAAAAGAUGCAACAGCUCUUUAGUGAUGAGUACUACGAAGAACCGAACAUGGAAGAAGAGAUGGCGUACCUCGAUGCUGAGCUUGACAAUGAGGUGCCGUUGGACUUGAACGACGAUACAGACGCGCCUCACAACGAUGAAACUCCGGAAGGACCUUUGAAAGGGGGAACCGCGCCGGCCAAGCAUCAGGAAGUGCUCCAAGAUUUGUUUCGAGAACCCGACCUGUUCAAUGUGGAAUCGCUGGAGGAAGCGAAAAGGAUCGUGCAGCAAAAAGGCGAUCUCGAGGUAUCGGACCUCAGACCAGAUGAGCAGGACCCCCUUCUACGGGAACUUGGGGCUGUCGAUACCGGGCCGGUAGACAAGGAAAGCGAGGAUCUUCUGUAUCCUUCCUCGCCCUCUCGACGACAGGUUGAGGGCUCAGGGCAAGAGGGGAGAAAUAAAAAAGGAGCAACCCCAAAGGAGGUCAAGAAUGAAAACGCCGAGGACGAGAAUGAGGCACUUCUAUCCCGUCUCAAACAAGAGUUGAGCCAGAAAGAGGAAGAGUAUAACAAACUCCACUACGACUCCACGAUUGCUGGUGGGGAUGUGGAAACCCGUUUCCACUACCGUGAAGUCCCUGCAGAGGACUUUACGCUGUCAAUUGAAGAGAUUCUCUGCCGCGAUGAUCGCCAGCUCAACAUGCUCGCCCCGAUGAACUGUUACGCCGCCUACCUGGAUAAGAAGAGCAACGAGCGCGACCGCCGCAAGAUCGAGCGGAGGCGCCAAAAAGGGUUUCGGGAGAUCGAUCCCAAUCGCACCUCCCGUCAUUACGGUGAUGUAUCACGGACCAUCGUGCUGGACCCAAACCUGAGCGAAGAGGAGGGUAUGAAAGUCGCCGAGCAGCUGCGCAAACGUCUACGAGAUGACGACGGUGGGCUUCCCGAUGACGAAGGGCCGCGAGGGCGAGGGGGAAGAGGAGAACGGACGCCACCAGUUGGAAGGGCGGGUGGCCGGGGUCGUGGUGCGGGCGCCCCGAAUCCAAACCAUGGCGCCUCGAAUUACCAUGGUGGCAAUCGAAAACCCAAUAGCUACGAUCGUGGAAGAGGAGGGAGGGGUCGCGGAGGGUUCGCCCCCCGCGGCCACAGCCAAUUUCGAGGCUCCUCCUCAAGAGGUGGCCAUAGGUAG